AUGAGCAGCAAAAGCGGCGGCACCGGCGCGCCGGCCCUGCACCAGGCCCAGCAUGGCCUUGCCGACUUUGAUCAGGAUGAUAUUCUGAUGGAGCAGCUGACACGCAACGUGCAGUUCUUCGGGCUGGAGGCGCAGAAGAAAAUCGCUCGAUCUUUUGUUGUGGUCGUGGGCCUGGGGGGCGUUGGCAGCCACGCGGCGCACAUGCUGCUGCGCUCGGGCGUGGGGCGGCUGCGGCUGGUCGACUUUGACCAGGUCACACUGUCGUCCCUGAACCGCCACGCCGUGGCCGUGCGCGAGGACGUUGGCAUUGCCAAGUCGACCUGCCUAGGGCGCCACUUCAAACAGAUACUGCCAGAGGCCGAAGUGGAGUGCCUCAAUGUGAUGUUCACGGAGGAGACCACGGAUGAGGUGCUGGCCGGCAACCCCGAUUUUGUGCUCGACGCCAUUGAUAACAUCGACACCAAGGUGCACCUGCUGGCGGAGUGCAAGCGGCGCGGCAUCCCGGUGCUGUGCUCUGCGGGCGCGGGCGCCAAGGCGGACCCCACCCGGCUGCGCAUCGUCGACAUCAGCGAGUCGGUUGUAGACCCCCUGGCGCGCGCCGUGCGCCACAAGCUGGGGCGGCGGCGGGGCGUGCGCGGCGGCAUCCCGGUGCUGCUGUCGACGGAGCGGCCGCGCUGCGAGCUGGUGGCCACGGAGCAGAUGCAGGCCGGCAACCCGUUGGACUUCCAGAUCGUCCCCAACUUCCGAGUGCGCACGAUCCCCGUCCUGGGCCCCACCCCCGCGCUUUUCGGCAUGGCGGCCGCCGGCUUCAUCCUCUGCCAGCUGGCGGGCGCCCCCUUCGACGGGGAGCCCCUGCUGACGCUGACGGCGCUGCAGUACGACAGGGCCAUGGAGCGGCUGGUGGCGCGGGAGGAGGAGGCGUACGGCACGGCGGAUGGCGUGCGGAUUGACCGGGACGACAUCAUCUACCUCCUGCGCGAGCUGUGGCGCGGCUUCAGCGCGCGCUCCGACCGCGUGGUCGUGCCCGGCGGCCAGCACGGCCUCACGCGCUCGACUGCAGACCUCACCCUCGUGCGCUGGGACGAGGCCCAGCCGGCCACGGUGGACAACCUCGUGCUGCUCACGCUUUCCGAGGCGGACGCGCACAGGGAGAAGGGCGUGGCGAGGGUGCGGGCGGAGGAGCCCGAGUUUGCGGCGUUUGUCGAGGCGCACCUGGCGCGCGUGCGGUUCGACUACUGCGGCGAGCGGGGCCAGCAGCAGCAGCAGCAGCAGCAGCUGAAGAGCCAACGGUAA
Messenger RNA from Monoraphidium neglectum, 1293 nucleotides. RefSeq lists its product as uncharacterized. The coding region runs from base 1 to 1293 and encodes 430 amino acids. The transcript has 7 exons. NCBI's taxonomy places the organism in Eukaryota, Viridiplantae, Chlorophyta, Chlorophyceae, Sphaeropleales, Selenastraceae. Gene Ontology annotation, biological process: cyclic threonylcarbamoyladenosine biosynthetic process. Gene Ontology annotation, cellular component: plastid. The record is from RefSeq and is a predicted model, not a curated record. Gene Ontology annotation, molecular function: tRNA threonylcarbamoyladenosine dehydratase activity; ubiquitin-like modifier activating enzyme activity.